AGGUAUAUUAAAAAAAAACAAAAAAAAAAAAACAGGAUUAAGGUCCUGGAAAUGAUAUAAACACAACGCAAAAGUAAAAUAGGAUGGGUUCCAGACAAAGUACAAAGGGAAAUCCAAAAGGGGAUGAAAAGUUUAUGAAUCAGAUUGAUCCACUUAAUUUAAAAUACUUGGGGAAGUGGAAGAAAAAGUAUAAUGUAGAUGGUGUGUUGAAAGUGACUAAAUGGGAAAACGUUGUGUGUCGGCUAGAAACAAGCGCUAGUGCAAAAACAGGAAAACAAAAACAGGAAAAAAUAAAAGAGCUUGAAAUUGCACGCUGUUGGUUAAAUCAAGCACAAAAAAGGCAGGUUGCACGAGCAAAAAAUAAAGCAGACCGUAGGCAGAGACAGUCCCGACCAGAAGGAGGGAGUGGGGUGGUCAAUGGAGCGGUGCGUCAAAGCCCGACUUCAUCACCUAUGUGGUCUCCUGCAAGUUUAGGCCCUAAACAAAAAAGAACCCGCCAGAACAUUACUUCAGUAAUGCAAACCAUGGUGGCAACUGAAGAAAACAGACCACCACCGUAUAAUCCCUCAAACCCCCCCAAGGAUGUUUCAAAUCUGUACCCAGACCUGGAUGGACUGAGUAAAUCAGAUCAUUCGUUAUCUACAGACCAGUCCAAAGGAUUGUGUCCUAUGGUGCAGGUCGCAAAUGCUAAUGUAGGAACACAGCAGCCUCAAACAAUCCCAGUUCUCCAUCCGUGGUCGUUAGAGGAAACCAGAAAGGCUGUAGAAGGUGUCAUUUCUCCACAGGAAGAUCCAGAAAUAUGGACCCAAGACAUGGAGGAAAUUCAUAGCUCAUAUGGUUUAAAUGGAAAUGAGUUCGAACAAGCCUUACAGUCGUCAGUGGGAAAACAUUGGGAAAAAGCAAGAGCGAAUGAUACAGGCAGAACCCCACGAGGCGGAAUAUUUGAACAUCAAACACAAAUGGGGAUCGAAAAAAAGGCAGAAAUGGACAGCUCUAGCAAAAGCAGCACGAGCAGUUUUCCACAGAAGAGCAGAUUAUGGACACUUGGCCUCCAUAAAACAAAAAAUAGGGGAAGACGUAGACAAGUUCAAAAUACGCUUUGAAAAAGAAUAUAAGUUUCACAGCGGCAUCCCUCCCGCUGACGGAGAUGAAACACCAUAUCAACAACAGCUAAAAAACAUGUUGAUGGGAAGUUUCCAGCCAUAUAUCUAUGAGUGGGUUAAAAAACAUUUAGUUACACUGGCAACGUCUAAUGUAACCACAGUUAUGGAAUAUGUGCGUCAAAAAAGAGAAACACGCAAAAAAGGGAGUUGGUGCAUCUGGAGGGGGGACACACAUUUUCUAGGCAGAUCCUAUGUGUGAUUCAGAAGAAAUAUUUGCUUUGCAAGUCACUGGACCCUUCAACGGUGUCGAGGAGGUUUCCGAGGAGGCAGGGGCAGUCCUAGCGACCGAGGGGGCUUUCAGCCCAAAUAAAAAAAAAAAAAAA
This is a messenger RNA of Fundulus heteroclitus (mummichog), 1486 nucleotides long. RefSeq lists its product as uncharacterized. Lineage: Eukaryota; Metazoa; Chordata; Actinopteri; Cyprinodontiformes; Fundulidae. The transcript is spliced from 2 exons. The coding region runs from base 84 to 1103 and encodes 339 amino acids. The record is from RefSeq and is a predicted model, not a curated record.